Molecule: messenger RNA, 6504 nt
Organism: Betta splendens (Siamese fighting fish)
Lineage: Eukaryota; Metazoa; Chordata; Actinopteri; Anabantiformes; Osphronemidae
Gene: lamb2
Product: laminin, beta 2 (laminin S)
Exons: 36
Coding region: 170-5563 (1797 amino acids)
Biological process (GO): substrate adhesion-dependent cell spreading; basement membrane assembly; cell migration
Cellular component (GO): laminin trimer
Molecular function (GO): integrin binding; extracellular matrix structural constituent
Source: RefSeq, a predicted model, not a curated record
CGGGAGCGAAGGACUCCUCGCGCAGUAGGCUGCGCUGCCCAGCUCCGCUCCGCUUCUGUCCGGCGACUGCGCAGCAAGUGGACCAGCGGGAGACCGAUAACUGCACAACACCGGAGCGUCUCUCCAACAUCUUCCGAACCGUUGUCCGCGGCCCCGCGCGCGCUCCGAGAUGCGGGCAUCACUGCUAACGCUCGUCUGCGUCGUGGCUGCCGCUGUUGGCCAGGAGCCCGACUUCAGCCACGGCUGUGCUCAUGGGAGCUGUUACCCGGCAACGGGGGACCUGCUGGUGGGUCGGGAGAAGAACCUCAAGGCUUCGUCCACAUGCGGCAUGAGGAGAAAGGAGCCUUACUGCAUUGUUAGCCAUCUUCAGGAUGAGAAGAAGUGUUUUGAAUGUGACUCCAGGCGGCCUUAUGACCCAAUCUACAACACCAUUAAUCACAGGAUAGAGAACGUCAUCACUACCUUCAAACCUCAUCGCAAGAAGUCUUGGUGGCAGUCUGAGAAUGGAAAGUCAGACGUGUUCGUUCAGCUGGACCUGGAAGCAGAGUUUCAUUUCACUCACCUGAUCAUGACUUUCAAGACCUUCCGCCCGGCGGCCAUGCUGAUCGAGCGCUCUGCAGACUUCGGCCGCACGUGGCAGAUCUACCGCUACUUCUCCCACGACUGUGCCGCCACUUUUCCGGGGGUCUCCCAGGGUCCUUUGCGUAACAUCAAUGAUGUCAUCUGCGAGUCGCGCUAUUCUGACAUCGAACCGUCGACGGAGGGAGAGGUCAUUUACAGAGUGUUGGAUCCAGCCAUCAGCAUCGAGGAUCCAUACAGCCCCAACAUCCAGAACCAGCUGAAAAUCACCAACCUGAGAGUGAACUUCACCAAGCUUCACACGCUGGGAGACAAUCUGCUGGACCCCAGGGCUGAAAUCAAGGAGAAAUACUACUACGCCAUAUAUGAGCUGGUCGUUCGCGGAAACUGCUUUUGCUACGGCCACGCCUCGGAGUGCGCCCCCAUCGACGGCAUCAGGGACGGCAUAGAGGGAAUGGUUCACGGCAGGUGCGUGUGCAACCACAACACCAAGGGCUUGAACUGUGAGCAGUGCGACGACUUCCACAACGAUCUGCCCUGGAGGCCGGCCGAGGGGCGCAACACCCACGCCUGCAAGGAGUGCAACUGCAACAGCCACUCGAACCGGUGCCACUUCGACAUGGCGGUGUACGUGGCCACCGGCAGCGUCAGUGGAGGAGUGUGUGACGAGUGUCAGCACAACACUAUGGGACGCAACUGUGAGAGCUGCAAACCGUUCUACUACAAAGACCCCCUGAAGGACAUCAGGGACCCGCACGUCUGCAUCGCUUGCGACUGCGACCCGGACGGGUCUCAGAACGGAGGCGUGUGCGACAGCCACACCGAGCCGUCCCUCGGCAUGCUGGGAGGUCAGUGCCGGUGCAAGGCCAACGUCGAGGGGCCGCGCUGCGACAAGUGCAAGCCCGGCUUCUUCGGCCUGAGCGCCGACGACGCUCAGGGCUGCCAGCCUUGCCGGUGUGACCACAGAGGAACAGUGUCAGGGAGCUCCCAGUGUGACCCAGUCAGCGGAGACUGUUUCUGCAAGCGCCUCGUCACUGGCCGAGGCUGUGACCAGUGUUUGCCUGAGCACUGGGCGCUGAGCCACGACGUCAACGGCUGCCGAGGCUGCGAGUGCGACAUUGGAGGAGCCCUGGACAACCACUGCUCGAUGGAGAGUGGCCAGUGCCGCUGCCGCAGCCACAUGUCGGGGCGUCAGUGUGCUCAGGUGGAGUCGGGCUAUUACUUCAUGGCUCUGGAUCACUUCCUUUAUGAGGCCGAGUUUGCUAAAAUGGGACAGGGCUGUAGGGUGGAGACCAGGGAGCACCAGCCGGGUCGCCCCGCCACCUGGACCGGCGUUGGGUUCGCCUGGGUACCUGAAGGCGGCGCCCUGGAGUUCCUCAUCAGCGACUUUCCGUACUCCAUGGAGUACGACCUGCUCAUCCGCUACGAGUCACAGAUGCCCAGGGACUGGGAGGAGGUGCGAAUAACAGUGAUCCGUCCGGGGCCGAUUCCUACCAGCAGCCCCUGUGGGAACACCAUCCCAGAUGACGACAGGCUGACUGUUUCCCUGCCGGCUGGAUCCAGGUUCACUGUCCAUUAUCAGUCGGUGUGUCUGGAAAGAGGCAUAACUUACACCAUGCGCUUUGAGUUCAGACGGUAUCAGGACGCCAACAGCAUCCUCAACGGAGCAGCCAACGCCGUCCUGCUGCUGGACUCGAUCGCCCUCAUGCCGCGUCACUCCUCCAUGGAGAUGUUCAAUGCCGGGGAUCCAGCAUCCAACAACAGGAAGCAGACCUACGAGCGCUACCGCUGCCACGAGGGGGCGAAGAGCGUGAGCCGCCCCCUGAUGAGCGACACGUGUGCCAAGCUGGUCACCAGCAUGUCGGCCGUAAUAAACGACGGGGCCCUGCCUUGUAACUGCGACCCUCAGGGCUCCGUCAGCUCCGUGUGCGAGGUCCGCGGGGGCCAGUGUCGCUGCAGGAACAAUGUGAUCGGCCGGCGCUGUGACCAGUGUGCCCCAGGAACAUAUGGCUUCGGACCGUCAGGCUGCAUAUCCUGCGGGUGCAGCCUGGAGGGCUCCGUGACUCGCCUCUGCGAUAAGUUCACUGGGCAGUGCCAGUGCCGUCCAGGAGCGUUUGGUCAGCGCUGCGACGGGUGUCAGCCAGGUCACUGGGGCUUCCCGAGCUGCCGACCCUGCCAGUGCAACGGACAUGCAGACCAGUGUGACCAGAGGACGGGCGUCUGCAUCAGCUGCAGGGACUACACGGGAGGCGAUAAAUGUGAAAGGUGUGCCGAUGGGUACUACGGGAACCCGGUUCUGGGCAAAGCUUCCAGUGGUCACUGUCGUCCGUGUCCCUGUCCGGAUGGACCCAGUAGUGGUCGCCACUUUGCUGCUUCCUGUUACCAGGACAAUCGUAAUAGACAAAUAAUCUGCAACUGCAAACAGGGUUACACAGGGAUUGUUAAACGCUCCGGGGUGACCAUUUUUAAGCGUGCUCGAUGUGAGGAAUGUGCCCCGGGAUUUUAUGGCAACCCCUCUCAGCCUGGGGGCCGCUGCCAGCCGUGCCAGUGCAACAACAACAUAGACAUGUCGGAUAUGGAGGCGUGUGACAGAGCGACCGGGGAGUGCAGGAAAUGCCUGUACAACACGGAAGGCCCGAGCUGCGGCCUCUGCAGGAGUGGCUAUUUCGGAGAUGCUUCUCGGCGCAACUGCAGGAAGUGCACGUGUAACUUCCUGGGUACUGAACGCAGCCAGUGCAUGGAGCGCGAGGACUGUGUUUGCCAGCGCGUCACGGGUCAGUGCCAGUGUCUGCCUAACGUCAAAGGCCUGACAUGUGACCACUGUGCCCCCAACCACUGGAACCUGGCCAGCGGCAGAGGCUGUGAUCCUUGCGGGUGUGAUCCCAACAACUCUGUCACCUCCUCGUGCAAUGAGUUUACCGGUCAGUGUCAAUGUCGUGAUGGUUUUGGAGGCAAGACCUGCACUGACUGCCAGGAGAAUUACUGGGGAGACCCCAGGACGCAGUGCAGAGCAUGCGACUGCGACUGGCGCGGCAUUGAAACCUCUCAGUGCCACCGCGUGACGGGGCACUGUGUUUGCCAGCAGGGGGUCUCGGGCGUCCGCUGCGAUCAGUGUGCCAGAGGCUUCUCUGGCCAGUUCCCCAACUGUCAGCCCUGUCAUCAGUGCUUUGGGGACUGGGAUCGCAUUGUGCAGGACUUGGCUGUGCGUACCAAGGCUCUGGCAGCACGCGCCCAUGAGAUUCAAACCACGGGGCUCACUGGACCCUAUGAGAAGGUCUUCAGAGACCUGGAAGAGAAACUAUCACAAGCACAGGGAAUUGUCAACGCACGCAAUGCCACUGCUGCAGCUGUGUCUACCCUGAUGGAGCUUACUGAGGACCUUAGAGCACAGAUUGGUGAGACCACUGACAAACUGAACAGUCUGGAGGGAGAACUAACUAUGGUUCAGGACAGUAACUCUGAGGCGAGCAAGGAGCUGAGUGCUCUGGAGAGAGAGGCCAAGGAACUAAACCUCACAUCAGAGCAGCUACACCACCAACUGGACAUUCUCAAGAACUCCAACUUCCUUGGCGCGUACGACAGCAUUCGCAGCUCCUACAACAAGUCUCGUGACGCCGAGCGGCGUGCUAACGAGUCGACAACGACCAAGCCCAGCACCGUCAGCCAGUCUGCAGACACCCGCCGCCGCACAGAGCGCCUCAUUGCCGCCAAGAAGGACGAGUUCAACCGUAAAAAUGCAGCUAACAAGCGCGCACUGGGAGACCUCAGCACCAAAGCACAGGGCCUGGACAUGAAGAAGAUCAAUGAGAAGGUCUGCGGCGCCCCCGGUGAUGCUCCCUGUGGGGAAAGCCCUUGUGGUGGCGCAGGUUGCAGGGAUGAUGAGGGAAACCAUCACUGUGGAGGCCUGAACUGUAACGGUGCCGCAGCAGCAGCUGACAACGCCCUGGAGAGAGCGAAGCAUGCGGAGAAGGAGCUGCACAAAGCAAUGGGGGAGGUGGCAGGACUCUUCACAAAGGUAGCGGAAGCCAGGACCAAGGCCGAGGAGGCCAAGGGCAAAGCCCAGGCGGCCCUGGACAAAGCCACAGCCACCAAGAACAAAGUGGAGCGCUCUAACAAUGACCUCAGAGACCUCAUUAAACAGAUCAGGGGCUUCCUCACUCAGGAGGGAGCGGAUCCAGAUAGCAUUGAGGCAGUAGCAAACCGCGUGCUGGAGCUCGCCAUCCCUGCGUCACCUAUUCAAAUCAGACAACUGGCUGAUGAAAUCAAGGACCGGGUUCGCAGCCUUUCCAACGUGGACGCCAUCCUGGAGCAGACGCAGGAUGACGUGCGCAAGGCAGAGCAGCUGCUGCUGGACGCUAAGAGGGCAAGGCAUCGUGCUGAGGGGGUGAAGACUACUUCAGAGACAGUAAAGCAAGCCUUACUGGAUGCUAAGACUGCCCAGACAUCAGCAGAGAAGGCCAUAUCCAGAGCCAGAGCUGACAUUGUGGAGACCGAAGCCCAGCUGGAACAGAUUGAAGCAGAGAUGUCCAACACUGAGGGCAAUCUGAAUGACGCCAUGGACCGCCUGGGGACACUGGGACAGGAAAUCAAUGCCCUGAAGACCAAACGUGCCAAAAACAGCAUGGCAGCAGCUCGAGCGGAGGAGACGGCCACUAUGGCUCGAGACAAGGCGAACGAAGCCAAGCAGAUUCUAGAUGGCCAGCUGACUGAUAAAUACAACGAGGUGCAGCAGCGGGUCGACACCAAAGCCAAAGCUGUGCAGGACGCCAGGAAAAAAGCGGAGAGACUCAGAGAUGAAGCAAAGGCAUUACUGAAAGAUGCUCAGGACAAGUUGAAGAGACUAGCAGAGCUGGAGAAAAACUAUGAAGAGAACCAGAGGAGGUUGGAGGGAAAGGCUCGCCAACUGGACGGCUUGGAGGACAAGAUGAAAGCCAUCCUUAAUGACAUCAACAAACAGAUCCAGAUCUACAACACAUGCCAAUAACGCACUACUUCAUAUUAGAAGAAAACAGUGGUUGAUGGUUCAUCUGUUCAUCUGAAAGUUCCUGUUUAAAUCUGACAGAAUUUUAGAUUUUUGGUCAAAAAACUGAUCAGUUUACCCAUCACAGUGAUUCAUUUGUGAAUAAUAAAUACCAUGUCAAAAAACAUAGGUCACAGGUUGUACAAUCGGGAGUAAUUGUCCCUUUACUAAAGUAGCAGUAUUCUACAGUGUAUACUGUACCGUCUUUGAAUGUGCCUUAUAAUAUGCUAGUAACGGUUACACCUGUGUCAUAUGAAUGGCCGUGCGUGUCAAACCAAAAACUAACUUUGUUCACUCACUGUAUUUCAUCCAGACCCCCUACUGUGACAGCCACCAGACUGAUAACUAAUUGCCAAAGCAAAAAUACCCAAAGACGCUUGUGUGCAGUUUUACAGUGUACAGUUUUGUGAAUAAAGUUUUAAUGACUUUUUGUUUCUCUUUGUGGAAGUACCACGAUUAUCUGUGUCACAAUCAUGAGCAAAGCUUCCAAACUUGAUAUUGUCCCCUUUGUUUGACAUUGCGCUCGUGGCCUCACUAUAUAUGUGCUCACCCCAGGGUCUACCAGGGUGUAAGAUGUCCUAUUUCUAUUUUUGUGCUCUGCCACUGUGCAAUAAAGCCCUGGAUAUAUCCUUUCACUAUGUCUGCAGAGAUGCAGGAUUCACAGUUUGACAGAAAGAGACACUAAACUUCACAACCUAAAGGUUAAUGAGCUGCAGUACAAUAUCUCAGUAGGCAAUGACAGAAUGGUGAAGGGGAUUUUUUAUUUUUUAAGUUCCAACAGUAAAUCUGAGAUGGGUUUGAUGUAAACAAAAAGUAAUGAACAAAUUGCCCAUAGGUAUUAAUGGUUGCUUGUCUCUUGCUUGUGUAACACUGACCCCCUUUAUAAAGUGUCUUAAUCUGCUUUA